GGUUCCGGGUGGCGGUGCUGAUGUGGCUGUUGUUUGCUCGGAAGUGGCGGAGGGGGAGCUGGACGGUGACUGGAGGCCGGCCCGGCCGCCGCUGCUCUGCCCCCGGACAGGUGGCUCCGCCGGCAGCCUGAUCCUGUCAAUCGGCUUCCCGCCAGGGACCGGGCAGAAAUUUGGCGGCGGCCCAGAGAGCGGAGUCCGAUCCCACCAUGUUGAGUCGCCUGUCAGACCUGGCAAAAGGAGUCAACACUGUGCUGCAAGACCUCUCUGGCGAAGAUAGUGGAAAUGGGUCUAAUGCCUCCCAAGGAGCAGAAACCAGUCACCAGUCUGAGAUGGAGACCAGUAGCGACGUAUCAGAAGAUGUGGUGGAGCGUCUUGCACACACAGAGCAGUUGGUCAUUCAACUUAAAGAACUUAUACGCGAGAAAGACUUUCAACUUCAGAGCAAAGAUGCUGCAUUAAAGGAGGAGAAGGAGCUCUUUGAUGCCAGACUGUCAAAGCUAAAACUACAGGCAAAAGCAAAAGUUGCCUCAUUGAAUGCCCGGAUCGAGGAGCUACAGAAACAAGCAUUGCCCUCAACAUCGUCACAACCAGCCAGGACAGAGGAGUAUGCAACAGAGGGGAGUCUGGAGCAUCGCUUGCACAAUGAGAUUGAAAACCUCAAAGGUCAGCUUCAGAAACAGGAAGAGAGUUAUAGAAUUCUGCAGUCAACUGCAGAGGAUAUGAAAGACCAGCUUCAGGCUACUAGUGAACUUCUGAAGCAGAAGGAGGCUGAACAUGCCAAAGAGCUGCUGUCACUUCGAGAGGUCAUUCUGGACAAGGAUGCACGAUUCCAAGACUGCAUUCAAAAACAUGAGGAGGAGCUUGUACAGCUUGCAUCUGGCUCUGAGGUCAACAAAGAUCUGCACCAAACAGUGAAAUCUUUACAAAGAAAGCUGGAAGAGAAGGAGGAGGCCUUACUGGGACGGACCCGCGUGGUGGAGAUGCUGCAGCAGGAGCUAAACAACUGUGAUUGGGAGAAAAAGGUUCUCAAAGAAAAGCUGCAAGAUGCGGAAGCCAAUUUUGCUACCUUGCAAACUACAUUAGAUCAGGAGAAGGUGUCAGCUGAGAUGACACUGAGAGAGCUAAUGGAGAAAUAUGAGGUGGAGUUAACAGAGAAAGAUCAUACACUUAUGCACCUGCAGCAGACCCUGCAGAGUUCUCAGGCAUCCUGUGCUGAACUGACUGCACAAAGUCAACAGCUGCAGAGUACAGUUGAAGCCCAAGAGAAAAUAUGCCAAGCCCUGACUGAUGAAGUGAAACAGUUAAAAGAUGGUCUGAAGCAAAUUGAAGAAAAUGAGCAAUCAGAAGCCGACCCAACGUUACAAAAGGAAGCUUCUGUCAGAAUCCAAGCGCUUGAAGAAAAAGUUCAAUCGCUGCAGACUGCUGCUGAGGAACAGGUGGUGACAUCUCAGAACAGAUUGGCUGAGCUAGAGGAGGAGAAGGGAAGCCUAUUAUGGAGAAUAGUAGACUAUGAGGAGGUCAAGACUGAAAAUGAACGUCUGCGAGCCAGGAUUGAAGAACUUGAAAUGCAUGGGGCUAUGAUGUUGGCUCAACCCACUGAAGACUCUAAUCGGGCUGAAGACAGUGGCACCAAAUUAUUGGAAACUGUGGUACCAGAUCAAGCAACCCAUUCCAGAGACAUUUCACAAAGUGUCACAGAGCAGACUGACAAAAUGAAGAAUCUUCAGGAGGUCUCUGAACCAGAACAAAGAGCAACAGAACCAAUAGAAGUUCAGCACGGUGAAGCAGACACUGAGGAAUGCAGUGGGAUUCAUUCUCUGCAGAGGGUUAUUUCUGACAAAGGCAAAGAGCCUGGCUCUGUUACACAUCAACUAGCAGAAGCCCAGACGAAUCAGCAGUUGUUGCACGGGCUGAAUUCAGUAUUGUCAGAAGAUGGGAUUAUCUGUCAAAUAAGUACAGAGGAUGGAAAUCAGCUUAUGCCUGAGCAACAAGAAGCUGUGUGGGCAACAGAUAAGCAUUUUAAUGUAUAUACAGAGCAGAAGGAAGGAAUGAGCACCAUCACUGUGAUGGAAGAAGGGACAAGUUCAUCUGCUGAAGUGGAGAGCAUGAUGGUUUCAGUACAACUGGAGGGGAAGGCCACCUCUGUUCAGGUAGAACAGAGGAGUACAACAGUUGUCCAUGUGGGAGAGCAUACCUAUUCAACCACAGAAGUGUACAGUUGUGGGGAAAAUCUGGAAUAUAGUUCUGCCUCACAUGGAGGACGACCAGUGAUCUUGGGAAAGGAGCAGGAUGGUGGAAUUACAAGACAUGUUCCUGAGCUUCAAGGAGUUCAAAGCAAAGAAUCUGAGAAACUGCAAACACGCAUACAGGAGCUUGAAAAGGACCUGGAAGAGGUGGAGGCCUCCUACAGUAAGCAGCUAAAGGACAAACAUGAGGACUUUAUGGGCUUAAAUCAGGUAAUUUUGGAUUACAAGGAAGAGACGGCAAAUGCAAAGGAAGCCAUCAACAAGUUGAGUGCAGAGAAGAAUCAGCUUCUCAGUCAGAUUCAGCAGUACAGUGAAGAAUUGUCUAUAAUACCUCAACUGAAAGAAAAACUGAUAAAAGCAGAAGAGGCAGUCGAUGAAGAGAAAAAGAGCCUUCUGGCUUUGGAAAACCUGAGUAUGCAGAAUGGCUUAUUGGAGGAGCAGCUUCACAGUGCAGAAAAUGAAUCCAGGUCAAAGGAUGUGAAAAUUGAAGCUCUGGAGCAAGAGUUGGACAUCAUCCAGCGUCAGGUCACUGAGCAAGAGGUAGUAGUUAAAAAUUUGAGAGGGGAGUUACAGGAGAAGGAAGAAGCAACCUUGAACUUGGAGCAGCUUGUCAACGACGACAAGUCCAAAAUUGAGGAACUUGUACAGAAGCUGGCCUCCAAGGAGCAGGAAUUGGUGAGCGUGCAGCAGGGUCUUUUAGAAAAUGAAAGCAAAGUUCAGCAACUUCAGUUGAGUUUGUCAGAAAAGGACAGAGAAAUGGCUGAGGUCACUGUGAGCAUGUCUGAGAAAAUGGUAGCAUUGAAUGAAGAGAAAUUUUCAUUGGGAAACCAAGUGAAACAGUUAAAGGAGCAGCUGUUACUGCUACACAAAGAACAGGAGGGGAAAGAAGAGGAGAACCCCACUAGUGAGCCUGAGCAAUCCACCAAGGAUAAAGAACAAACUGACCUUCCACAAAGUGGCACAGACAGUUUUGAGCUGUUGCUGAAGGAGAAGGAUGACUUAAAGAAACAUGUAGAAAAUCUAACGAAGGAGAAUGAGCAAAUAAAAAGAAAGCUACAAGCUGCUUUGAUACAAAGGAAAGAGCUUUUAAGGAAAAUGGAAGAAAUGAAACAGGAAGCACGGAACAAAGACUUUGAAACAGAGGAAAGCCCUCCAUUGGGGAAUGAAGCGGGAUGCAGCGACCUAAACUCUUCAGAGCUAGUGAAACCACGUGAAGAAGCUCAAAUCCAGGAUCAACAGACAGCUGAUCUGGUUCGGACACUUUCUGAGAAGGAAAUAGAUUUGCAGAAUGUUAGGAAAGCUCUCCAAGAUCAAGAAGCUACUGUUGGUCACCUUCAGAAUUUGGUAGAGGAUCUGAGACAAAAGCUUCAGGAAAAAACAGAUCAAGUGAAUUCUCUGGAAGCAACUAUGUUGCACAAGCAGUUGGCCAUUCAACAGACAACAUUGCAAUGUGAGAUGGAAGAGAAGGAUGUUGAGAAUGAGAGCACUGAAGUAGAUUCUGAUAAGGUGUCUGAACCCACUGUCACAAUGGAAGGAUCAGUAAAAAGUAAGCAAACUGAGCUUGAGUCUAAGCUCUCUACUUUGGAACGAGAGAAAGAUCAGCUGCAGAAGAAGCUUGAGGAAGCUGUGAGUUUGCGCAAGGACACGAUCAAGAAGGCUCAGGAGAAAAAUAGGCUCCAUAGGGAACAAGUGAAACAACAGAAGGAGGAAUAUAAUGCUUUGCUGGAGAAUUUCAAUCAACAAAGUCAGGAGAAAGUGAGGAUUUGUGAAGAACUUUCAAGGGUGAAAGAGCAGCUGCAGCUGUUGGAAGAGAAGUCCCCUUUGGCUGCAGAAUUGCAACCAGGGAAACUACUUCAGGGGAAUUCUGAGGAAGCAAAAAUCCCAAAGGAGGAAUUGCCAGAGAAGAGGCAGCAUUUAGGUUGGAGCUAUGAAAUGAUAGAGACUUCAAGAACAGACCUGGUUCAGGCACUUGUAGAUGUAUCUGAAUCAAAAGCUGAAGAUCCUUUGGUGGUGCAGUUGAGAGAAGAACUUGAGGAGGUACACAAUAAAAAUAGUGAUCUUGAAUUAAAACUGCAGCAUUUGGCAAAUCUUGAGCAGAGAAUAAUGGAAGAAAGAGCAGUGUCUCAGGAUAAAGUCUCUGAGCUGCAAGAAACCCACCGCUUGGAGAAAGAAGAGUUACUUAAGGAAGUUGACCUUCUGAGAAAAAGAUAUCAGGACACAGAAGCACAUGCAGAAGAUCUAAAGUCUGCUUUGGAGGCAGCCAGAGCAGAAAGUUCUGAUUCUGAACACACGGCCAUUCUAAGCAAGCGAUAUGAAGAGUUAAAGGUCAUUUUGCAUAAAAAAGAUGAAGAAAUAGAACAUUUCCAUAUUCAGCUGAAGGAAAAAGAUGCACUUUUUGAAAAUCUGGAACAGAAGCUAUCUGAGAAGGAAGAUUUUAUUAAAACUCUACAGUCUCAAAUGGAAGAGCAAGCAAAAGAGUUUGAAGAUGAAAGAAAACUACUUCAGACGGAAAUCCUGGAAACUCGCCAAAAGCAAGAAGAAGAUACUGAAGAGGCCAAGUCAAAACAGCAAAUGCAGAGGAAGCUACAAGCUGCCUUGAUCUCACGCAAAGAAAAUUUGAAAGCGAACAAAUCACUGAAGGAAGAACUGGCUAAUGUAACAACACUGAAAGAAGAAUUAAGUCGCAAGCUGAGUGAAAUGGAGAUGGCCACUGAAGACCUGAGACAGGAAAAAGAAGACCUUAUGACAAAAUUGUCAAAUCUUCAGGAGCAAAAGGAAAACUUAAUCGCAGAAGUAGAUAAAUUGCUGGUUGAAAACCAGAAUUUCAGUGCUUCAUGUGAGAGCUUAAAACUAAUCAUUGACGGCAUUACACAAGAAAAAGAUACCUUGCAACGGGAAGUUGAAUUCUUAAAAGGUGAACAAAAGGCAGAGAGCUCAGAUUGGCAACGGAGACACGAAGAAUUACAAAAGGAAUAUGAAACGCUUCUACAAUCCUAUGAGAACGUUAGUGGUGAGAUUGAAAAGAUGCGCCGCGUACUCGAGAUUGGUAAACAGGAGAAGCAUGAGUUGCUCAGCAAGAUUCAAGAGGCUGAGGCUCAGAAACGAGAGGUAGAAAAGCAACUUCAGGAGGCAAUACAGGAGCAGGAAGGAAUGAAGGAAAAAAUGAGGAAGUUUGCGAAAUCAAAGCAGCAGAAAAUUAUGGAACUUGGAGAAGAAAUUGAGAGACUUCAGUCAGAACAGCAGUCUGAACAAAGAAUGCAGAUCAAGCCAAGUGAAUCUUCAGACUUAAUAGAAAGACAACUUCAGGAGGAACUUCAGAAAGCCAAACAGGAAACGGACAAGGUGGUGAAAGAACUUGAGACAUUUAAAGUUGAAAGGGAUUUUUUGGAGAGGGAGACCAAUGCUUUGAAACUGGAGCUGAAGGAGAUGGCUGAGAAGCUGGAAAAUAGUGAGAAAGUUUCAGCCAAACCUCAAAGCAACAUCAUUCAUGAACAGGAAAUUAAUAUGAAAGAAGCUAUUGAUACAUCCAUUGUAGUAGAAGUUAAACAGGAAUUAACCAGUAAAUUAGGUUCUUCAGCAGAGUCAACUGUAAUCCAUGCCUCUCCGGAGGGCUCGCAAGAUCUUGUUUUCUAUGAUGAAAUUACAAAGUACAGACAAGAACUGUCACAGUUGAUGGAACAACUAAGACAGAUGGAAAAUGACAAGCAAAUAAUAGAGAAUGAGUUGCAUGAAUUGAAGAAAACAAACCAACUUAUGAAAAGUGAAAAGGAUAGUUUGGAAGAACAACUGGUUAAAAAUAUGGAUGAAUGCAAAGAGAUACAUAAGACCGUCUCUGAACUAGAGCUCGCUAACCACCAAUUAAAGCAAAAAGUAGAAGAAGUAAAGAAGGAGAAAGCAUCUGCAGAUUUGGAUAAAGAUGAUCUAGAAGAGCGACUCAUGAAUCAGUUGGCAGAGCUAAACAGUAGCAUUGCCAAUUAUCAACAGGAGUCAAAAGAGCAUAACGACAAGAUUUCACAUUUAGAACUAACUAUGAGAGGGUACCAGAAACAGAUUGGUGAACUGGAAGAAGAGGUGAGGCAACUUGAGAGAGAAAAGGCAGAAGCUGCAGCCAAGUUGCAAAAGGACUUUGAGCAAAAAGUGAAGUCAAUGCAGAAGGGAAAGGAGGGGCGUAAAAUUCACAACAAAGAAUUACAGGAGCUGCUUAAAGAAAAACAGCAAGAGGUCAAGCAACUGCAGAAAGAUUGCAUUCGGUACCAGGAGAAGAUCAGUGGUUUAGAAAAAACCAUUCGGGCAUUGGAAUUUGUUCAGCAAGAGACCCAGAAGAGCUUGGAUGCUGCAAUGAAAGAAACAACAACACAACUGGAAAAUUGCAAAAAGGCCCAAGCGGAGUUGCUUUCCUGUAAAGUCCGACUUGAUGAUGCUCAAAGUGAGGCAGCUAGGAUCCUGGCAGACAAGUUGAAACUAAAAGAAGAGCUGCAGACUCUUGAAGAUAAGGCCAAAGAGCAAACCAUCUAUAUGGAAGAAGAACAAAAGAGAAGACUUAAUCUAGAAAAAGAUGAACAUAGAAAGGAGCUUAAAGCCAUACAAGAGAAAGUGGAAAGUUUGGAGCGUGAGAAGAAGCAUGCUGAAGACUCUGUUGAGGCACUACAGGGCAUAUUGGAAAAGAAGAAAGAAGAAAGCGAUCAGAUUCAAGCAAAUUUCAAUGAAAAUUUGGCCAAGCUAGCAGCUUUCACUCGUAGUAUGUCCUCUUUGCAGAAUGACCGUGAUAGAAUUAUUGAUGAGUCUAAAAAAUGGGAAAUCAAAUUCAAAGAUGCAAUAUUGAAGAAAGAAGAGGAGAUCAGGGACAAGGAAAAUGAUUGCAACAGGCUGAGGGAUCAGCUAAGGCAGGCCACCAUUCAUCAUGAGGAGCUGAAAAUCAAGCUUUCCAGGAUGGAGCACAGUGAGCAAGAAUGGGAAUCAAAGUUUAGGAUUGAAGAAGAGAAUCAGAGGCAAAUGAUGCAAAAAGUUCAGGAUGAAAAUAGGCAACUCUUCUCAAAAUCUGAAGAAUUCCAGAAGCUGUACAAGGAUUCUCAGAAUGAGCUACUGAAAUUAUCAGAAGAAACUAAGAGCUUAAGAGAACAGAUUGCCGAUUUGAACAGUUCUCUGGAGAAAUUUGAGGUGACCAAGGGGGACUUGGAGAAAAAUCUGAGAGCGCGAGAGGCAGAGGUACAGAAUUAUAUGCUAACCUGCAAACAACUUGAGUCUGAUCUCCAAAACUCCAAAGCUUUAACGGAGAAGCUCCAUCAAGAGGCUGGAGAAAAGGAGGAAAAGAUUGUUGCACUCCUGGCAGCGAAAGAGGAGGCUGUUGCCAAUGCCAUUGCUGAAGCUCAGCAACAGCACGCUGAAGAAAUAGGGGACUUGGAGAGUCAGGUUAAACAGCUAGGAAAGGAGAAAUCGGAAGGAGAGCAAGCAAUCAGAAAGCUGCAGAGGGAAACUGAAGAUCUGGAUGCAAAGCUGAGGCAAACUGAGGAGGAAUUAAAGCAGCACAAGAUAAAGCUGGAAUCCUUAACUAAAUCCAUGGCAUCUCUCCAGAAUGACCGGGAGAGAGUGCUGAGUGACUACAAACAGCUGGAGCAAAGGCACAUUGAUGUGAUCGUAGAAAAAGAUCAGCUGAUUCAGGAGGCUGCAGCUGAGUACAACAAACUGAAGAAUGAAUUUAGGAGCCAGCAAGGAGAGAGGGAUGAUUUGAAUUCAGAAAAUGCCAAACUCAACGCACAGCUUGUGAGGUACAGGGAAGAUCUCAAUCAGGUGAUUUUACUGAAGGAUUCUCAGCACAAGCAGUUCCUAAAAACUCAGCUCGAGAGAAUCAAAGCAUUGGAAAAUGAGAAAACUGAUGUGGAAAAGAGGUUACAAGAAAUGGAGAACAGUUCGAAAGAACUCAAGCAGAAAAAUGAAGCACUGAAAGAAGAGAAGCAGAAACAAACUGAACAGUUGCAGUUGACUGAGAAAAUCACUGAUGAACUGAAGGAAGAAAUAGAAAAAUUAACAAGUGGUGGGCCUGUUCAGAUGCUUCAGAAACAGCUGGAUGAAAAGAUAAUGGAAGUGGAGAAACUGACCACUGAUCUCUUCUCUGCACAGGAAAAGGUAGCUGAGCUUGAGCUGAAAAUAGUAGGGAUUGAAGAAGAAACAAGGCAGAAGCUCAUUGACACUGAAGCCAAUUAUGAGAAGGAACUUGAGAAUUUGCAGCAUAAUGCAGGCAUCAUGAGAAAUGAAACAGAAACAGCAGAAGAGAGAGUGGCUGAACUGGCAAGGGACCUUAUGGAGACUGAGCAGAGAUUGCGAGAAGCGUUAGAAAAAAUUGAUGAACUCCAGGGGCAGAACCAAUCUUUUGGGAAAGCCAUGAGUUCCUUGCAGGACAACCGAGAUGAUCUCCUGGUCCAACUUGAGAAGUUACAGAGCAAAUACAUGUCUGAUUUAGAGAUGGAAAGGAACAGGAGUGAAGAAUUGCACCAAGAACUAUCCCAAUCCAAAUCCCAAUGCUCUGAAUUAGUGGAAGAGAGGAACCGACUCUCCACAGAGUUGUCUGCUUGGAAGAACAAUACCAUUGAAGACAGCCUGUUGGCCCGCAUUGAUGAACUGAACACACAACUUGCUUCUCAGCAGCAAGUUGUGGAUGACUUAACCUUAGAACGAGAAAGCUCAGCCAAUCAGUUAAAAUCAUUUUCCAAGACUGUGAUGACGCUACAGGAUGAGAGGGACAGACUGAUGGAUGAAGUGGCCAAAACCAAAAAGGUUCAUGAAGUAAAGCAGGGGUCCUCUUCAAAGCCAGGCGAGGUGCAGAGUUUGAGAAAUGCUCUGUCUUCAUUGCAGAAUGAUCGAGAUAGACUGCUGAAGGAGUUGAAAAGUCUGCAACAGCAGUAUGUGAGGAUUGGGGAGGAGACAGCUGAAAUAUCUCAGCUCCAGGCUCAGCUGGAAAACCAAAAGCAACAGAUAGCUAAUUACCAAGUAACCCAGGAGCAACUGAAGCAAGAAUAUAGUGCCUGCCAAGAAGAAUUGGGACACCUAAGGUCUGAGAAGUUGUCUUCUGCUGCACAGAGUGAGAGGCUGAAGGAACAGUAUCUGAUUGCUGUGUCAGAUAAGGACAAACAGAUCCAUGAGCUUCAAAGCAUGUGCCAGGAGAUGAGGCUAAAGUUAAUGCAGCAGGGACAUGCAGAGGCAGCUGACCUUGGUGAGGCUCUUAAAGAAGACCUGCAGAUCGAGAACAGGCAGCUGAAGGGCCAGCUGAAUGACAGCCUAAAAGAGCUGCAUCAGAAGGAGCUUCGUAUCCAGAAACUCAACAGCAAGAUGUCUGUGGUGUUUGAAGAGAAGAUUGCACUCUCUGCCCAGGUGCGGGCCACAACACAGAACCUGCGUGACACACAGCAACGACUGAAUGAGUUACAGUUGCAUCAUGCAACCCUUGAACACCAACUGCAGGUGUCCACAGGGCUGCUGGAUGAGAAGGAGAAGACAGACCUUAUGGUUGACACUGCGCCUGGUGGCCCUCAGGAGAAGGACAGAACUGAGAUGCAGGUUAAAGAAACUGAUCUGAAACACCUAAAGCAAAGGCUAAUUGAAGCUAAACAGUUACAGGACAGAACUGAGCAGGAGCUGAGCCAUUUGGAGAGUUUGCUGGCUGAAGAACAGGAAAAGCGAUUGGCUGCUGAAGAAGCCCUUCUCUCUGCUGAACAUCAACUGAAAAGUGUGGAGCUGAGUGAGUGGGUCAAUGCCCAGGAGAGGAACCUCAAUGCCUCAGCCUUGACAGAGCAUUCCCUGUUGAUAGAUCUACCGGAGAGUGCCACUCCCAGCAAGACGCGGAGGAGCUCCAAUGUGAGGUCGUUUUGUUCUCUGUUCCAUGCCCGACAUCGGACCAAGUUGCUGUUUUCCUUGUAUUUUGUUGUGCUACAUGUACUGUUCCUCUUGUGUUUCACUGGGAACCUCUAAACUCCAGGAUGUCUGAUGUUCUGCUCGGAUAGGACUUACAGACAGUCAGCUAAUGGAAUGCACUCGUGGCACUUCACACCAGGAACACUAGCUUUAACUAUGCUUGGAGAUGAAGAUUUCUUUUGUCUUCAAUGGGAAUUUCUACCUGUUUGCAAAACGUGUUAUUUUACUCUGAGUUUUUCUUUCUGUUUUUAACUGAUGAUAUUGCUCAUUUUUACAGUACUGUAGGGGAUCUGAUCUUGUGGGUUUGCCCUGGAUAGUAAUGGGCAUUGGUAAAUAUCAUGGGCUCAUAGAGCACAAAUAGUGAAUAGAUGUCAGGUUGUACAUUCAGGAGGUGUGACUAGGUUACACCUAAUUUCCCUCUGAUAUCCUCCUCCACAUACCUGCCAUGAGAGAGGAAUGAUUUGUUUACCAUCUUUUCCAAGGAAGGAAUAUUUUCUCCAAAGAAACAGAAUAGCUUUCCUUAUUCUGCACAUGUUCAUACACUUUGGUUCGUUAUUGCUGUAAUGUAGAUGAGUGGUCAGCAGUCUGCAAUUUCAGAUAUGCUUCAAUAGAUGGUAGUGUUGCACUACUAUAAGCAGCACACUACAGAGAGAUGACCCUCAAAGGGAAUGCUGCAGAAUGUAAUAUAUGUAAAAUGCUUUACAGUCAUUAAGAUCUCAUUAUCUUCGGGAAAGGAGAGAAUGGAGCUGAGGGAAGAAUAAUCCAACACGGGAUGUUUGUCAGUUCAGGCAAGAGAGAGAAAUUGCAAUUCACAGUCAAAUACAUUGUUAGAUUUUUGGAAAAUUCCGACAAAUCAGGGUAAAAGUCUUGUGGUGUCAGGCAGGACAUUUCACUUGGUUGUAAGUGGUCUUUGGGUGAACUGGACACAUGAUUAUAUAUCUUUACCAGUUUCAGCUAUUUCCUGUUGCCUUAUGGGGUUGUCCCAUUUGUUCUGUCUGUCAGCUGAUUAACAAGUGCCUUACCACAACACACUUACAUUUUGGACUUUUAAACUCUUUGUGAUUUUGAUAUUGGUUCAUCCUUACAAUUGUUUUGCUGCUGAAAUAGUGCAACUCCAAACCCUGUGCUUGGAAGUCUCAGUGGAGGGCAGGGGGUGAUCUGCAAUAUCAAGGAAGGGGCAUUGUACUGUUGAGGAGGCAUGAGGCUUGUAGUAUUGGCUGUCUGUAACAUAGUGGGGUGUGGACCAUUCAACAUAUGGAGCAGAGCAGUGGGAGAACACUGAUCACUUGUUUAUCCUGUGUGGAGAAGUUGGUUUACUGGUUUGCGUGCAAGUAGAAUGUCAUUCUGGGUUGGGGGCACGACAGAGUGUGACAAAAAUACGUAAUACCAGGAGCAUGACAGCAGAGUGUAAUAAAGGGCUGUAGCAUGCAGCGAUCAGCCAGUCAAUGGUGACCAGCACAUGACAGGAGUUCAUUGACAAGGAGAAAUGGAAGCAGUGAUAAUCUUUGCCAACAAGGUGUAUUUAAUGGCAGUGCUGGCUUGGGUGCGACAAGGAUGACGAUAAAGUAUGGUAGGGGAAGUGAAGGCAGGAUGCGUCAACAAAGGCCUUUUUAUUUGCUUCUGGUGAGGAUGAGGUGACGUGUUGUGAAUGCAGGUUGUUGCUCGAUCUCUUCUGUAGAGAAAAGAGGGGAGAUAGGUUUAAAAUACAAGACAUGAGCACCAUUGGGUAAAUGUACUUCUGAUGAGAAUGGAGACAACUUGCAGGAAUAUCCCAAACUGACCCCUGACCCCUGACUCUUCACCACACAUGCAUCCCACUGGCUCAGCAGCUCACCAGUGAUUGUCAGGGGUACAAUUGGCCCCAGGUUCCAGGUAAUAGGGUUUCCAGUCUGGCACCAUCCAUCCCAAACAUUGUCCCCAAUCUAGUGUCCCGAGUCCUCCAAGCUAAGAGCAAAACCCAGCUGUAUGCUGUCCCAAAGGGUGCCUUCAUCCUGAGAGUAAUUACAUUUCCCAUGCCCAAAACAAGAAGGGCCCUCAUCCCAAGAGAUUCCUCUUCCCUCAACAUCCCCAUAAUCUCAAUCUCAAGAACAAUCCAGAUGUUGUGAGAAUACCUGGGUUUUGGUCACUUGAGCAGCAGCGCAACGUUGCAGAAUACAGGUCAGAUUAUGAGUUGUCCUGUGUAUGUAUUUGUGCAGUUGGAGGUUUCCUGCAUUUUAAUGAAAAACUUCUUCAUAGUUUGUGAAAUCACAAGGAGUUUAAAAUAUUUUUAUACAUAAAAUAUAUUUAAAUAUUCCAUUUUACUGGGGAGAUUUCUAUUUCUUGUGUAUAGUAAAUGAGAGGUCUGUACUUAAGGUGCUCCUGUUUAAUUUAAAUUGUCUAUUUAUAAUAUGCAACUCAGAUGAGUAGUGUAUUCCCUUUUGUUGGGAACUGUAGAUAAAAUGGUUGCCAAUGGUUCUCUGCAGUAAAUGAAAUGGCUGCUGAUAUUCAAACUCCUUUCACACUGUUUGCUGCGAUUUUUCCAUGUUGGGCUUAAAUAUUGAGGGAGGGGUCAAUGAAGAGUCAGCAGCACUGCUACAAAUCAUUGAAGUUGUGGCAAUAGUUGGCGGGGAGAGUAAGCUGGAGGUACACCAAUGACCAAAGUAUACAUGUAUGGCUUUGAAUAAAGUAUUUUUGAAAACAAA
Molecule: messenger RNA, 12832 nt
Organism: Pristis pectinata (smalltooth sawfish)
Lineage: Eukaryota; Metazoa; Chordata; Chondrichthyes; Rhinopristiformes; Pristidae
Product: golgin subfamily B member 1-like
Exons: 23
Coding region: 207-10208 (3333 amino acids)
Cellular component (GO): Golgi apparatus; membrane; endoplasmic reticulum-Golgi intermediate compartment
Source: RefSeq, a predicted model, not a curated record